Messenger RNA from Oppiella nova, 854 nucleotides. NCBI's taxonomy places the organism in Eukaryota, Metazoa, Arthropoda, Arachnida, Sarcoptiformes, Oppiidae. The record is from the annotation of a GenBank genome assembly.
UAUGUCUCCAAAUACUACAAAGACCUGAAGAAGUCCUCGUCGGCCAAGCAGUUGACAAUCGGAGCCAUCAGUGGGUGGACCGCGGGCUUUGUUUUGGCCAAAUUUGGGAGGACUGCCGGUGCGGCCAUUGGCGGCACAUUCCUCCUCCUCAAUUUGGCUCACUAUAACGGAUACAUAAGAGUCGAUUGGAAGCGAUUGAAUCGAGACUUGGAUUUAGCCAAAAAGGAGUUUAAUAAACGCAAGGAUAAGGAGUUCCCGCAUAUGGUCUCUAAAGUGAAACGCUUUGCUUCAGACAACGCUGUGAUGGCCUCAGGAUUUGCCGGCGGUUUCCUUCUCGGCCUCUCUUCCGCUUAAAUGCCAUUCCUUUCAUUAUAUCUCUAUUUUAGUCGUCUUUUAAUCCCUUCAAUCACUUGCCAUCAGAUGUCAUAUAUUUUGGUUUCAUUUGCUCGCAAACUAUUAUUAUUUGCAUAUAAUUUCAAUUCAAUAAAUAUACUGUAUUUCAAAACUUACAAGGUAAUCCUAUAGCUCUCUCGCUCUCUCUCUCGCUCUCUCUCUCUCUCAUGUUUGUGAAGUUUAUGAAUAUUGUGAAUGCUAUCAAGUUUAUGGCUAACUAUAGAAAAUAGUUAUAUAGAUGUGAAUGGAGCACAAAUGCCAACAGUGAUUAAUACGGAUACAAUGUUUGACUUAUCAAAAGUGUGCCGCACUAUAACUAUAAUACCGAUAUAUUUGUGAAUGUCAUCCCUGGCCUACCUGUACGUUAAGUCCGGUUCCAGAAUAAAAUCUGUUACAAAGCUUUCAGAAUAACAAAUAAUUUUUUAAUUAAAUCUUUGACUAGAAUUUAAUUAUUAUCGUCG